GAUCCGCUCCUGCGGAUCCCACCGGCCGCCCCGCGCCGCGGCGGGGGCAGCAGCUCCCGAGCAGAAAGGAGCCUCGCCAACGCGGGGGGCGGGCACGCUGCGGGGGGCGACGCGGGACGCGGGGAGCGUGUGGCUCCGUGUCGGUCACCCAUGCGGGAGCCCGGUACCGGGCCCUGCCAGCCCCGGAGGCGGUGACAAAGGCGAAGGGGAAGGAAAGUCCCUCUGUCCUGCUGAGCGGUGACCGUCCUGCUGAGCGACCGGGGCGGGGGGAGGCCUCCCUCUCUCCUCCCCUCCCGCCCCGGCAGCCCCCGCCGCCCGGCACACGCGGGACCCCUCCUGCUCCCGGGGCUCCCUGCCGGGGGCGCAGCCGGAGCCCUGCCGAGCCCGGGGCGGGCGGGGGAUGAGCGGCGGCGGCUCCUUGCCCGCCGGGGCUCCCGGGGGUUGCCCGGCCCUGUCGGCCCGCGGCGCCCGCAUCGCCGGCGGCGCCCCGGGGCUGCUGGAGGAGGGGUUCGCCCUCUACGUCGCCGACCCUUUCCAUCGGGAGCUCAAUCCGCAGGGCAUCCUGAACCUGGGCACAAGCGAGAACAAGCUUUGCUUUGACUUAAUAGAGGCGAGACUCACAAGACCUGACAUGAAUUAUCUGGAGCCUGAUCUUUUCCAGUAUUCCGAUACACAAGGUACUAGAAGCUUCAGAGAAGAAAUUGCCAAAUUUCUAACUGACUAUGCCAGAGCUGCAAAAGCACUGAAUCCGGAAUACAUAACUGUUAUGAAUGGCUGUUGUGCUGUUUUUGCUACUCUGUCAACUGUAUUAUGUGACCCUAGCGACGGGUAUCUUAUUCCAGCUCCGUACUAUGGUGGUAUAAAUUCGAAAACAGGGCUGUAUGGCGGAAUACAACCGGUUCAUGUGCCUUUGUUCAGUGAGGUGACUGACGAAGAAAGUCACCCUUUCCAGUUAACAGUUGAAAAAUUAGAAGCUGCGUUACACAGAGCCAAAAAGCAGGGCAUCCGCGUCAGAGCAGUAAUCCUGAUCAACCCCCACAAUCCAUUAGGGAACGUUUACCCAGCGCAGUUACUGAAAGAGUGUCUGGAGUUUGCGCACAGAUAUGAAUUGCAUGUAAUAAUGGAUGAAAUAUACAUGCUCUCUGUUUACGACGAUACCACCUUCACCAGUGUUCUUAGCUUAGAUUGUUUACCAGAUCCAGAACGAACACAUUUUAUGUGGGGUUUUAGCAAGGAUUUUGGUAUGAGCGGUAUCAGAGUUGGAGUAUUGUACACCAGAAACCGUGAAAUUCGGAAAGCUGUGAAUCAACUGGCUGUCUUCCAUAGCUGUCCUGGACCCGUUCAGCACGUUCUCAGUCAAUUCCUUAGGGACAGAGACUGGUUGGAUAACGUGUUUCUUCCCACCAACAAAAAGCGGCUUAAGGAAGCACAGAAUAUUCUUGUAGAUGGGCUGGCAAAUGUUGGAAUACCCGUGCUCAAAAGUUCAGGAGGACUUUAUGUGUGGGCAGACUUCAGAAAAUUCUUAAAAUCACAGACAUUUGAAGCUGAACUAGAAUUAUGGCAGAAGCUCCUUGAUAAAAAACUCCUGAUUAGUCCCGGAAAAGCGUUUUACUGUUAUGAACCUGGAUGGUUUAGACUGGUUUUCUCUGAUUCCGUAGAUAAGAUUUACUUGUGUAUUCAGAGACUUGAGCAAACGUUGCACAGUUACGCUGCUGAACCAGCCACAAACGACACAUCUUCUACUGCAGAUGCUUUAUGCAAUCCAGAAAAAGAUUCUUCAGACAAACCUUCAAAUGCAUCAGAGGAAGAUGUCUCCCAGCUAGAAAAUAUACUUGUUUAUUAAAAUCAUAUGUGCAUUUAAUGACUUGAUAUAAUUUAUCAUGCUUAUGUUUUCUAAAGGCGUCUAUGACUUCAGUAUUUGUGGCUGUAACCUUGCAUACCACUCUCACUUCUCUGUGACCUGGCAUUAAUAAUCUUGCAAGUGGACUUGCUAAAGUUGAAUUUUAAGGAAAAUGGACCUCCUGGAUAUUGUGAAAUUAGCCCCUGUUAAACACAGCACUUGGUUUUACUCCAUUUCAAGUGUGCUAUGUGCCAGUAAAAUCAGUGAGUCUCGAUAUAGAAUCAUAGGGUUGGAAGGGACCUCUGGAGAUCAUCUAGUCCAACCCCCCUGCCAGAGCAGGGUCACCUAGAGCAGGUUGCACAGGAACGUGUCCAGGUGGGUUUUGAACGUCUCCAGAGUUGGAGACGCCACCACCUCUCUGGGCAGCCUGUGCCAGGGCUCUGCCACCCUCAAAGGAAAGAAGUUCCUCCUCAUGUUUAGGUGGAACUUCCUAUGCUCAAGUUUGUGCCCAUUACCUCUUGUCCUGUCCCCGGGCACCACUGAAAAGAGCCUGGCCCCAUCCUCCUGACACCCACCCUUUAAGUAUUUAUAAGUGUUGAUAAGGUCCCCCCUCAGCCGUCUUUUUUCCAGACUGAAGAGACCCAAAUCCCUCAGUCUUUCUUCAUAAGAGAGGUGUUACAGUCCCCUAAUCAUCUUGUAGUCUCUGCUGCACCCUCUCCAGCCGUUCCCUGUCCCUCUUGAACCGGGGAGCCCAGAACUGGACACAGUACUCCAGGUGCAGCCUCGCCAGGGCAGAGUAGAGGGGGAGGGUGACCUCCCUCGACCUGCUGGCCACGCUCUUCUUGAUGCAGCCCAGGAUGCCAUUGGCCUUCUUGGCCACAAGGGCACAUUGCUGGCUCAUGGUCUUCCUGUUGUCCACCAGGACUCCCAGGUCGAAUAAUAUACUUGCACAGUUGUUGAAUUAUGAAAUUUUGAGAACAUUGGUAAAAUGGUUGUGCUGUAUAUUAUGGACAUAAUCAGAAUACUGAAAGUACUGAAUCACGUUAUAUUCAAAUUUUGCUAAACUUUUGUAGCUGGCAAAAUGUUUUAUUUUUAUAUUCAUAAAAUCUCUAUAAGCAUAUGCAUCUCAACCAUUUUAUACACCUUUCUAUAUAUGCAUACUAAGUGAGUACUUUCUGAGAAAGCAUUUAGAUUUUUGGCUUCUGGGCUUCCUUUCAGAUUGUUUCUGUGUGCCUGUAUUCAUUGGAUAGCGUUUUCAUACAUUAACUGUAAAAAAACCCUCAAAAGUCUGUAAUGUAUACUUAUUUGGCAGAGUUGUGUGGGGACUUUUUUGCUUUGUUUUGAUUUGUUGGGCUUUUUUUAAGGUAUUUGCAGACUUAAUUCACCAUUUGCUCCAUUAUUUAGGUUUGGUGAGAGAAAAUUAGAAUUGUAAAAUUAAUGGACUGCUGCUGUAGAGGAUCAGGAGAAGGAUUGUCUCUCUGUGGGUCCCUAAUAAACUUGGAAUUUAUGCUCCUGAUAGUAA
This is a messenger RNA of Chroicocephalus ridibundus (black-headed gull), 3362 nucleotides long. Its product is annotated as 1-aminocyclopropane-1-carboxylate synthase-like protein 1. Gene Ontology annotation, biological process: biosynthetic process; amino acid metabolic process. Gene Ontology annotation, molecular function: transaminase activity; pyridoxal phosphate binding. The record is from RefSeq and is a predicted model, not a curated record. Lineage: Eukaryota; Metazoa; Chordata; Aves; Charadriiformes; Laridae. The coding region runs from base 401 to 1843 and encodes 480 amino acids. The transcript is spliced from 14 exons.